Schistosoma turkestanicum is the source of this 536-nucleotide messenger RNA. NCBI's taxonomy places the organism in Eukaryota, Metazoa, Platyhelminthes, Trematoda, Strigeidida, Schistosomatidae. The record is from the annotation of a GenBank genome assembly.
GACUCAGUGUUUAUACCGAUUAACAGAGUAAAAUGGGUGAACGAAAAGCUGUAAUAAAGAAUGCCGAUAUGCAUGAAGAAAUGCAAGAAAGUGCUGUACACACAGCCGCUGCUGCACUUGAUAAAUAUGAGAUUGAAAAAGAUAUUGCUGCUUAUGUAAAAAAAGAAUUUGAUCGUAAAUAUAAUCCGAAUUGGCAUUGUAUUGUAGGAAAACAUUUUGGCAGUUAUGUAACACAUGAAACACAACAUUUCAUCUACUUCUAUUUACAAGAACGAGCAUUCCUUCUCUUCAAAUCCGGUUAGAAGAAGAUAUGAUUAACAAAUCCCGCAGAAAAAAAAAAAACUUGUAGUUCAAUUCAAAUAUGUACUAGUUAGCAUACAAUAAUGUUUAAAUGAAUUGUUAAAUCGUAUGAUUUAACCGUUUUUUCAUUCAAAUGCAAGAAAAAAAAUACAGUGGCAUUUUUGUACUAUGUCUAAACACCAUGUAAUUUGUUUAAAAAAUGAGUAAAUAAAUUUGUUAAUAAAAUUUCUUUGAUC